Molecule: messenger RNA, 1278 nt
Organism: Diatraea saccharalis (sugarcane borer)
Lineage: Eukaryota; Metazoa; Arthropoda; Insecta; Lepidoptera; Crambidae
Source: the annotation of a GenBank genome assembly
AUGGACUGCACCAACGCUCCUGAAGAAUUCUGUCCUGAACAUAAGACCUACAUCUUUAAUACGAAUAUUGUGUUCGAUAGGUCGGGUGCUGUUAUAGAUCGAUAUCGAAAGAUCAACCUUUAUUACGAACCCUACACUCCAGCGUUACGUCCAGAGCUGGGAUUAUUUUCCACAGACUUCGGUGUUCGGUUCGGCCACUUCAUAUGCUUCGAUUUGAUGUUUCAAGUUCCAGCUACGCAAGUUGUGCAGAAGUAUAACAUCAGUGACAUUAUCUUCAGUACUAUGUGGUACUCCGAGAUACCUUUUCUGACUGCUAUCCAAGUUCAGGAGUCAUAUGCAUACACCAUGGGAGUAAACUUAAUAGCAGCUGGUACUAACAAUAUUUUAAUGGGCACUUCUGGCUCCGGAAUAUACUCUGGAAAGACCGGUGCGCUCAUCAGCAUUAUGCCGGGAGUAUCAAAAACACAACUACUUGUAUCUAGAGUGCCCAAACGUCCUGGACAUCCAACAUUUAAAUGGCCAGGCCCGAUCUACGACGACCCGAAAGCGCCUGAUGAACUGCUCCUCAAUAAAGACGUGCACCUUCAGACAUCUACCUCUAGACUUCUACGGCCGGGCUCACAGGAAUUCACGCUCGUCGACAAAGAUGUUAGAUGCGUGUUCAGAAUCAAGAUAAACAUAACAUCUGAUAUUACGAAAAAGGUUCCGCAUUUCCGAGCGUUUAUUAAGGAUGGAACUUCCGUAUAUGCACACCGGCAAGGAGGCGUAGUAUAUUGUGCAGUAGUGGCAUGUGAAAACGAGGAUGUCUUCAGCUGUCCUUAUAGAUAUGAAAAAGGUGAAAAGUUCACAGAAUUCGAAGAAUUAGAAAUCAAGAUGAUCACGUAUCCAAAUCAAUAUAAUAAAUCGUUGAAAUGUGACAAUACAGUCUACUAUCCCACCUCAUUGAAAUGUAAUAAGUUCCCUUUACGUCCGCAAGACUUCAUUUACGAAAAUUCAAUUAAAUAUGUCUUAGACAAUGUUACAGGCACCCAUGAAAACAAAGGUCAUGUAGAAAUUUUUUACCGUAUAAGAAGACCGCAGAAUGAGUUGAUUUCCUUUGCUCUUUGGGGUAGAGCUUAUCUAAGAGAUGUCCAUCUAAAGAAUGGAUCACUGAAAGAAAGCGUAUUGUUCUUACUCUGUUUCUGUAUCAUUACUGUUUGUAUUUUUUACUACGUUUAUAAGGUCUCUUUCAAACAUUCUAAAGAAGCUGAGUAUAAGUAUCUUAAACAAAUCUCUUGA